AUGCCUCUUCACGAGAAUGAGAUUUCGGCUGGCUUACUAGCCCACGAUACGAGUCACCAGUCGAAAAUAUCCCAGCACACGGACGGAGCCGGUUCAAUCGACGCAAAACCAGCGAUCAUCGGUAUCUAUGGAAUCCCGGGUUCAGGGAAGACUUUUUUGUUGAAUCAACUGAAGCAUGAAUUAAGCGCGAAUUUGUUCCACUUCUACGAAGGAUCGGAAAUGAUAGCCAGUCUUGUUCCUGGAGGUCUCAAGGCUUUCGACGAGAUGGAUUCCCAGGAGAAGACACAUUGGCGCGAAAUUGCAAUUGACACUAUCCGGAGCCAUUCUCAAACUAGUGGGAGGACGGCGGUUGUCACAGGCCACUUUAUGUUCUGGCCAGAAGCUGAGAAGGAAGGCUGCUCGGUCUACACGCAGAAUGAUUUGGUUACAUAUACACACAUUCUUUACCUGAACAUCCCGAUUGAGACUAUCGAGCAGCGCCGUUGGAACGAUGCAUCGAAACCACGUCCGCACACAUCCGUAGCCCACCUUUUUAAGUGGCAGCAAGCCGAAAAGACCUGGCUGCAAUCGCUAUGCCGCGAGCAUGGCAUCUUGUCCUCCAUCCUGACGUCGGAUUCGACCUUGAAGAGCAGAGCUUUGGUGCUCCUCCGAGAUUUCAGCGUCCAUACCCAAGCAUACAACGAAAUCCAGACUCAGAUCACGUUGGAUGCCUCUAUGGCCUUAUACCAAGGCUCGCCAGAGACAUUCCUGGUCUUGGACGGCGACAGGACGCUAGCUGCGCAGGACACGGGUUCACUCUUCUGGGAGAAGCUUCAUGGCUCGAGACAAGAGGCUAGCAAAGAUCUUCUUAGGUCACUGUUCAGCGGCCCACUGGGAUACUCAUACGAAGCUUUUCGACAAGCCAUGCUCUUGUAUGAGGACGCUGUCGACGAGCAAAACUACGAUACCAUUUGCCAGCAUGUUGCUUCAGAGGUGACCAUCCAUCCAGAAUUUGUAUCGUUGCUCCAGUUGGUGGCGCAGCAAGAACAUAUCGGAGCCAUCAUCGUGAGCUGCGGUCUUCGUCGGGUCUGGGAGAAGGUCCUCGAAAAGGAAGGCCUUUCCAGCACCAUGACGGUCAUCGCAGGAGGGCGCAUUUCAGACGGCUUCGUGGUGACAGCGGAAACCAAAGCCGCUGUUGUGUCACGGUUGCAGACCCUACAUGGUGGAUACGUCUGGGCUUUUGGUGACAGCCCACUUGACCUUCCGAUGUUGCAGAUGGCGGAUGAAGCAAUUGUUGUGGUCGGCGACAAGUUUACUAGAAGCAAAAGUAUGGAAUCAGCUCUCCUAGAAACCAUGGAUCAGGGUGGCCUGCGCGCCCGUCAGGCUACGCUACCUCGUACGGCUUCACCGCGGCUGAGUGUUUCAAAGCUCCCAGUGGUCGACAUGAACCGUAUUGAAAUGAUCAGCGCCUUGCUUCGUCGCCGUGAUCGCUCUGCUAGGUUCCCGAUCUACCACGCAACCAACAAGAGUGCGGCAAAACUACUUGCAACACCAAGUCGCGAUGCGGCCGUUGCAGGACCGGCACUGAGGAAAGCUCAUCGUCAGGCAGGCUGGUAUCUCGCCUGUGAGUUCGUGGCGAAUGUAAUCGGAAUGGAGGAUUGCCCAAUCGCACAUGUGCUCGGACAUGGAUCGACUGGAUCUAGGCUCUUGCACGAAAAGACGACGACAAUUGUGGCAGUUAUGCGAGCUGGUGACCCUAUGGCUUCUGGUGUCAGCAAAGCAUUUCCAUUAGCGAUGUACGUACAUGCGAACAAGCCCAGCGACCUCGCGCCUCAUCAUGUCCAAAGUCAGAGCCAGAUUUUGUUGGUCGACUCGGUUAUCAAUAGUGGUAAGACGAUCGUAGAAUUUGUGCAGCACAUUCGCAACAUCGAUGCCAACAUUCGCAUUGUGGUGGUCGCAGGGGUUGUUCAGGGCCAAUGUGUUUCUUCGAGCAGUGCAACGUACAAAGCACUCGCUCUUUGUGGAGAUGUCAGUCUUGUGACGCUUCGAAUUUCUAGCACAAAAUUUACCGGCAGUGGCACGACGGACACGGGCAAUCGUCUCUUCAACACGACACACCUUCUUUAG
Didymosphaeria variabile is the source of this 2106-nucleotide messenger RNA. RefSeq lists its product as uncharacterized. The record is from RefSeq and is a predicted model, not a curated record. Lineage: Eukaryota; Fungi; Ascomycota; Dothideomycetes; Pleosporales; Didymosphaeriaceae. Gene Ontology annotation, biological process: L-serine biosynthetic process; dephosphorylation. Gene Ontology annotation, molecular function: magnesium ion binding. The transcript has a single exon. Bases 1 to 2106 code for a protein of 701 amino acids. Gene Ontology annotation, cellular component: cytoplasm.